Molecule: messenger RNA, 527 nt
Organism: Notothenia coriiceps (black rockcod)
Lineage: Eukaryota; Metazoa; Chordata; Actinopteri; Perciformes; Nototheniidae
Product: unconventional myosin-VIIa-like
Exons: 3
Cellular component (GO): cytoskeleton
Molecular function (GO): protein binding
Source: RefSeq, a predicted model, not a curated record
GCCCCAGUCUGCCGAAGAACGAUGUGAUCGUGGCGGUGAACUGGACCGGGGUUUACUUUGUGGACGAGCAGGAGCAGGUCCUUCUGGAGCUUUCCUUCCCAGAGAUCACUGCGGUGUCCAGCAGCAGGAAAGCCUGUGAUUUAAAUGACAUCCCGUCUCUCAGAGGGGGAAAGCUGCAGGGCCAGAGCUUCACGUUGGCCACGGUGAAAGGAGACGAGUACACGUUCACCUCCAACAACGCUGAGGACAUCAGAGACCUGGUGGUGGACUUCCUGGAGGGUCUGAGGAGGAGGUCUAAGUACGUGGUGGGACUGAUCGACUGCCCCAACCCUGUAGGCGCGGUGGACUCCACCUUCCUGAGUUUCUGUAAGGGGGAUCUGAUCAUCCUGGACGAGCACAGCGGGGAUCAGGUGAUGACGUCGGGCUGGGCUCACGGGAUCAACGACCGCACGAAGCUGAGAGGAGACUUCCCUGCUGACUGCGUGUACCUGCUGCCCAGCCUCACCAGGCCGCAGUACGACAUCGUG